Drosophila subpulchrella is the source of this 1253-nucleotide messenger RNA. RefSeq lists its product as uncharacterized. The coding region runs from base 105 to 668 and encodes 187 amino acids. The transcript is spliced from 4 exons. Lineage: Eukaryota; Metazoa; Arthropoda; Insecta; Diptera; Drosophilidae. The record is from RefSeq and is a predicted model, not a curated record.
UGCGACUUAUUUAGGCAAUUGCAUUUUCGCUGCCGGCAAAAAAGGUUUUGAGUUCUUCUCCAAAGUUCUUCGCAAAGUUAGGAUAUAUUCGAGUUCCAGCAAAAAUGUUGACCUCCGUCUUUGGUAUGCGGCUGAACACCUACGGUGUUGUUAUUGGAUGGCUGGGCGUGAUUUUCUCCUUUUUGGCCACGAUCCUCUUGUCCGUGGCCCUGGGAUUCGUUGAUGAAAUUGCGCAGCAGAUCGUCGACACCCAGAAAAAUACGGAAAUGACCGUCAGCGAGGUUCGCACCGUGCUCGUCAUACUUUUCAGUGUCUCCCUGGCCCUGAAGAUGAUUAAUCUCCUGGCCUCGGCCAUGUUGGUCCUUGGUACCGUUAAGGAACGCCAUCUGCUCCUGCUUCCUUGGCUGAUCAACAACGGAGUGAUGCUGGCCUUUGCGGUUAUUACCCAUAUCGGCCUGUGGGCCGAGAUCAUCGGAUCAUCGGUGCCCUUGUUCAACGCUCUUCCAAUUAUCUUGUUGUCUGUGCUGGUUCUUGUGCUCGGAUGGUAUCUCUACUAUGGCAUCUACUCGCUCUUCAAGCAGAUCCAGGCAUCCAGUGAGAUCCAGCGCCCGCUGAUCCCGCCGGCAACCCACCAGACUAAUUCCUAUCCUAGCUACACCAAGAUAUAAGCUCUUAUGCAAGCCUUUGACUGCAUCGCAUACUCUUCGAAUGUUUUCAGUGAAGCUUUCUUAGUUAACCUAUUAUUCUUUGUUAGUAACACCAAAAUUGGAAACUAUAUUGUAAUUUCGAUGCAGCAAAGAAAUAUUUCGAUGUACUUCUUAUAUAUCUGUAUCUAUAUCUAUAUCUACUCGAACGAAAUUGCCAAUUUCGAUUUUUUGAUUGGCCCUGAAAAUAUAUUUUGUAUACACACAUGGUAAAUAAUUUAAUUGGUGCCGUGAAACAUAUAUCCCAAUCUAGGGUAUAAGGUUUUCAAUGUAAAAACCACGUUAACUCCCGUUUUGUUCCUGCUACUCGCGGAGUAAUUGUUAAAAAUUAUUCAAUAGAUUCAUAAAAUCGGACGACUAUAUUAAGAGGAACGAUAUAAGUAAGCGCUUGUGGGUGUUAGAGGGGGCGUGGUACCCUGCUGAAAGACACUUGCGCUGCAGAAGAAUAUAGAAUCUGCAACUUAAUCCCAACUGUCUAGCUUUAUUGCUUUCCCUGUGGGCGUGGCAAUAUUUUUAAAUUGUAAUAAAAACCACAGUUGUGGAAGGCUA